Messenger RNA from Solanum dulcamara, 2251 nucleotides. Its product is annotated as O-fucosyltransferase 1. The record is from RefSeq and is a predicted model, not a curated record. The transcript has 9 exons. Bases 161 to 1696 code for a protein of 511 amino acids. Lineage: Eukaryota; Viridiplantae; Streptophyta; Magnoliopsida; Solanales; Solanaceae. Gene Ontology annotation, cellular component: endosome; trans-Golgi network; cytoplasm.
AAAAUUAUAAAAAACCCAGUGACUUCCGUAACACGAUUAUGUAUACAAAUUGUUUCCUCUAAUUCUCACUGUUGGCAGAUUUCUCCAAAUAUUCAGCGCACAAAAUUCUUCACUACUUUGAAGCUUUACGGAAUUCUCCAUUUCUCGGAUCUCAACAAAAAUGCGGAGGCCUGGGUAUCGGCAACCGCUGAAGCAGCAAUUAGGUGGUGUUAAAGCAAUGUUUAUAAGGCUCUCGAUUGCUGUUAUCGUUGUUGUGAUUUGUAUGUUCUUGUUUAUGUAUGCGAUUUCGGGUAAUAAUAGUAACAGUUCUUCAGCUGAGAUCAAUGCGGAGGCACUCUGGGGAACUGCUGCUUCUGAUGGUUGGAGGGCGUCAUCUGCUCCUCGAUCAGAUUGGCCUCCUCCUCCCAGUGAAAGCAAUGGCUAUUUACGGGUUCGGUGUAAUGGUGGUCUGAACCAACAACGUAGUGCGAUCUGUAAUGCAGUUCUUGCUGCACGAAUUAUGAAUGCUACACUGGUGUUGCCUGAGUUGGAUGCAAAUUCCUUCUGGCAUGAUGAUAGUGGAUUUCAAGGUAUCUAUGAUGUUGAACAUUUUAUCAAGACAUUGAAGUACGACGUAAGAAUAGUAGAAAGCAUUCCUGAAAUUCGAAAAAAUGGAAAGGUCAAGAAGAUAAAAGCCAAACAGAUUCGACCCCCCAGAGAUGCUCCUAUCAGUUGGUAUACAACAGAGGCUCUAAAGACGAUGAAGGAACAUGGUGCCAUUUAUCUUACUCCUUUUUCACAUCGACUGGCAGAAGAAAUCGAUUAUCCUGAGUACCAGCGGCUGAGAUGUAGGGUUAACUAUCAUGCUCUUCGAUUUAAGCCUCAUAUUAUGGAGUUAAGCAGUUCAAUAGUCACUAAACUUCGUUCACAAGGCCACUUUAUGACAAUACACCUUCGUUUUGAGAUGGAUAUGCUGGCAUUUGCUGGGUGCUUUGACAUAUUUUCUCCUGAGGAGCAAAAGAUUUUGAAGAAGUAUAGGCAGGAAAAUUUUGCAGAAAAGAGACUUGUUUAUGAUGAAAGAAGGGCAAUUGGAAAAUGUCCACUAACUCCAGAAGAGGUGGGUCUUAUUUUACGUGCAAUGGGUUUUGAUAACUCUACUAGGAUAUAUCUUGCUGCAGGUGAGCUCUUUGGUGGUGAGCGAUUCAUGAAACCUUUCCGUUCCAUGUUCCCCCGCUUGGAGAACCAUAGUACAGUGGACACCACAGGUGAGCUGGGGAAGAACACAAUGGGCUUGUUAGGUUCAGCUGUGGAUUAUAUGGUUUGUCUUCUCUCUGAUAUUUUCAUGCCAACAUAUGAUGGACCAAGCAAUUUUGCAAACAAUCUCCUUGGUCACCGGCUAUACUAUGGUUUUCGCACAACAAUCCGACCUGAUAGAAAAGCAUUGGCUCCUAUCUUUAUCAGUCGUGAAAAGGGGCAUACAGCUGGUUUUGAGGAAGCAGUUAGGCGUGCCAUGUUAAAAACAAACUUCGGUGGACCUCAUAAGCGGAUCUCACCUGAAUCAUUUUAUACCAAUUCUUGGCCAGAGUGCUUUUGUAAAAAAUCAGCUGUAAAUCCUGCUGAUAAAUGUCCACCACAUGAUGUUGUUGAAAUCUUAGAUAGUCAACUGGAGAGUGAAGGAAUCAGUGACUUUGAGGCAAGCGGGUCAAAUUUGACGUGAGCUGUGGAUAAAUAGAUGUACUGGGUGAAGUUUCUUGGUAAGAUUCUAUGGUUCUUGAAAUGAUGCGACAACACGAGGUCAAAUGGAAGAAAUGAGAUGGUUUUCCUUAUCUACGAGUUGGUUUUACAGGUAUCACUUAUCUCAGAUCAUUCUCUAUAAGAUAUUGUGAUGAUUUUACUUGUACAGUUUUAGUGAUCACCUGAUGAGUGAUGACAGUAAAUGUAGCUGCCAAUGGAUAAAAGCAGCGUAGGUUCCUGGGAAAAAAUGACAACGAUUUAUGGAGAAUAUCCUUGAUUGGUGUUUGAGUUAAUUUUUCAACUAGGAGGAAUCCAGGGAGGUUUCGUAUGUAGGACUAAGGGACCAGCACCUUCCUUCCAGCAAUAUUAGUGUCAUUCGAUGCUUGAGAUGUUGAAAAUCUGAGCAUUUUAUUUUGCUCACUUUUUUCAGUUUGUAUCUUUUUGAGUAUCUGACUAUGUUUACUUCAUUACCUCAUAACCAUUGUUGUAUCUGAUUUGGUAUCUUCUUCAAUACGAAAAUAAUACGGUCUUUCCUACA